Molecule: messenger RNA, 2229 nt
Organism: Callithrix jacchus (white-tufted-ear marmoset)
Lineage: Eukaryota; Metazoa; Chordata; Mammalia; Primates; Cebidae
Gene: KRT3
Product: keratin 3
Biological process (GO): keratinization; intermediate filament organization
Cellular component (GO): keratin filament
Molecular function (GO): structural constituent of skin epidermis
Source: RefSeq, a predicted model, not a curated record
UUCCCUUCCCUCGUCCUCUCACUCUCAGUGUCCCUGCAUAACUUACACUCUUCUCUUCACCAACCUCCUCACCAUGAGCAGACAAGCCAGUAAGAUAUCAGGUGGCGGAAGCCAGGGUUUCUCCGGCCGCUCUGCUGUGGUCUCCGGCAGCAGCAGGAUGAGCAGUGUGGCCUGGUCCGGGGGAGCAGGUAGAGGGGCCUGUGGCUUUCGAAGUGGAGCAGGCAACUUUGGCAGUCGCAGCCUCUACAACCUGGGUGGCAACAAGAGCAUCUCCAUCAGUGUGGCUGCUGGUGGCUCCCGGGCUGGUGGAUUUGGUGGAGGGCGUAGCAGCUAUGGCUUUGGGGGUGGCUAUGGAGGUAGCUUUGGUGGUGGCUUUGGUGGUGGCAGAGGAAUGGGAGGUGGCUUUGGUGGAGCUGGUGGCUUUGGAGGGGCUGGUGGCUUUGGUGGCCCUGGUGGCUUUGGUGGGCCUGGCAGCUUUGGGGGUCCUGGUGGCUUUGGCCCUGGUGGCUUUCCCGGGGGAAUUCAGGAAGUGACUGUCAACCAGAGCCUCCUGCAGCCCCUCAAUGUGGAGAUCGACCCCCAGAUUGGGCAAGUAAAGGCCCAGGAGCGGGAGCAGAUCAAGACCCUCAACAACAAGUUUGCCUCCUUCAUCGACAAGGUGCGGUUCCUGGAGCAACAGAACAAGGUCCUGGAGACCAAGUGGAACCUGCUCCAGCAGCAGGGCACAAGCUCCAUUUCAGGCACCAACAACCUUGAGCCUCUUUUUGAGAAUCACAUCAACUACCUGCGGAGCUACCUGGACAACAUCUUCGGAGAGAGAAGCCGCCUGGACUCUGAGCUGAGGAGCAUGCAGGAACUGGUGGAGGACUUCAAGAAGAAAUAUGAGGAUGAAAUCAAUAAACGUACAGCUGCUGAGAAUGAAUUUGUGACUCUGAAGAAGGAUGUGGACACUGCCUAUAUGAACAAGGUGGAGCUUCAGGCCAAAGUGGAUGCCCUGCUAGAUGAGAUCGACUUCCUGAGGACCCUCUACAAUGCUGAGCUGUCCCAGAUGCAGAGCCACGUCAGUGACAUGUCUGUGGUGCUGUCCAUGGACAACAACCGCUGCCUGGACCUGGACAGCAUCAUUGCUGAGGUUCGUGCGCAGUACGAGGAGAUCGCCCAGAGGAGCAAGGCCGAAGCGGAGGCCCUGUACCAGACCAAGUUGGGGGAGCUGCAGACCACGGCUGGCAGGCAUGGGGAUGACCUAAGAAAUACCAAAAGUGAGAUCAUAGAGCUCAACAGAAUGAUCCAGAGGCUGCGAGCAGAGAUUGAGAAUGUCAAGAAGCAGAAUGCCAACCUGCAGACGGCCAUUGUGGAAGCCGAGCAGCGUGGGGAGAUGGCCCUCAAGGACGCCAAUGCCAAGCUCCAAGAGCUGCAGGCUGCCCUACAGCAGGCGAAGGACGACCUGGCCCGGCUGCUGCGUGACUACCAGGAGCUGAUGAACGUCAAGCUGGCCCUGGAUGUGGAGAUUGCCACCUACCGCAAGCUGCUGGAGGGCGAGGAGUACAGGAUGUCUGGAGAGUGUCCAAGUGCUGUCAGCAUCUCCGUGGUCAGCAGCAGCAGCGCGACUUCUGCCUCAGCAGGUGGCUACGGCGGAGGCUUGGGCGGUGGCUUCGGCGCUGGAGGCGGCGCAGGCAGUGGCUUUGGCCGGGGAGGCGGCGGUGGAAUCGGCGGUGGAUUUGGAUUUGGAGGCGGCAGCAGCAGCAGCGGUUUCAGCGGUGGCAGCGGAUUUGGCUCUGGCUCCGGGGCCCGCUAUGUAAUCAGUGGCGGGGGCUUCAGCUCGGCCAGCAACCGGAGCGGCAGCAUCAAGCUCUCUCAGUCCUCCCAGCGCUACUCCAGAUAAAGAGCGUGCAUCAGCAUCUCAGCCACCCCAGCGUCUCUCCUCCGCUCCCCAUGCCCCCAUAUCAGCAACACCCCCAGCGCCACCCCCUGCUCCCCAAGAACACGGCUCCGCGCUGGAAGACUGGUGGCCUCCUGCUCCUCCUUCCAGAUCCCUGGCCAAGCCCAGCCACAAGAAUUUCAGGCUCCCCACUCUGGCUGCAGCUUGUGCCUGUGUGUGGCCUAGGCGGCCACCUUCUGCUGCCCCGGGGUCCCCUCCCUGGGUGGGGUGCUCUCCACAGUUCUGAUGUAUAUAGCCCACAGUCCCCUCCACCCCUCUGGUCUGUAGCCAAUAAAGUGCACUGUGUUUCA